This is a messenger RNA of Salvia hispanica, 1734 nucleotides long. RefSeq names its product labd-13Z-ene-9,15,16-triol synthase, chloroplastic-like. Lineage: Eukaryota; Viridiplantae; Streptophyta; Magnoliopsida; Lamiales; Lamiaceae. Gene Ontology annotation, molecular function: heme binding; monooxygenase activity; oxidoreductase activity, acting on paired donors, with incorporation or reduction of molecular oxygen. The record is from RefSeq and is a predicted model, not a curated record.
CCACAAUUCAAGACUUUGGGAUCAAGGUGCAAUUCUUAUAGUACUAGUAUAAAUAAGUAUACUAGUUGGAGUAGUUAAAUUAAGUUGAGACAGAAGAGAUAGGAUGGAUUCAAUAAUUGUGGGAUGUGUAAUAGUAGUGGUAGCAUCCAUAUUGAUGUUGUGGUACAAAAGCAAGGAUGGUGGAAAAUAUCCUCCGGGGCCACGUGGCAUCCCGAUCCUGGGGUAUCUUCCUUUCAUGAGCAGCCGCAACAUGCUCCAACAGUUGGCCGACCUGUCCCAGCAGUACGGCCCCAUCUACAAGCUCCGCCUCGGCAGCAAGUUGGCGGUGGUCAUCACCUCCCCCUCCUUGCUCAAGCAGGUCGUCCGCGACCAGGACCACAUCUUCUCCCACCGUGACGCCACCGCGGCCGCCCUCGCCUACAGCCGCGGCGCCAGGGACGUCGUCUUCUCGCCCCCCGACUCCAGCUGGCGGGCCAUGAGGAAGGUGCUCGUGCGCGAGACGCAGAGCACCGCCGGCCUCCACGCCUCCCGCGAGCUGAGGAGGGACCAGAUCAGGAAGGCCGUCCGAUCCGUGUACGACAACAUCGGACGGUCUGUGGCUUUCGGACAGCUCGUGUUUCAGACGGAAGUCAGCCUGCUGAUGAGCCUUAUGUGGGGAGGAGUGGAUCAAGAGAGGGAGAGGCUCGGAGCUGAGUUCCGAGCCAUCAACUCAGAGAUCAGUCAUCUCCUCGGGAAACCUAAUGUUUCAGAUCUAUUCCCUGUUUUGUCAAGGCUUGAUCUACAGGGAGUGGAGCGACGGAUGGGGAAAGUGGUGGAUUCUCUUGAUAAAAUACUCGAAGAGUUCAUCUCUCAGCACGAGAAGCUUUCUGGAUCAAUGCUGAAGAAUGAGGGGAGGAAGGAUUUUCUACAGAUCGUGUUGGAACAUAAGGAGAAAAAGGACUCAGAUCUGCCAACUCUUUCACGAGAUCAAAUUAAAUCCUUGUUAGCUGAGAUCAUAAGUGGAGGGUCGGACACGUCAGCAACAACAGUGGAAUUUGCAAUGUCGGAGCUCCUCAACAACCCGAAGGCCAUGGAGAAAGCACAGAAGGAACUAUCUGAGGUGGUGGGGAUGGACAAAAUAGUGGAAGAGUCCCACUUGCCCAAACUCAAUUUUCUAAAUGCCGUCAUCAAGGAAACGCUCCGAUUGCAUCCUCCAGUACCCUUGCUAGUCCCAAGAGUGCCAUUUCAGACCACAACUGUCGGAGGAUACACAAUCCCCAAGGGUACCAAGAUUUUACUACAUGUCUGGGCAAUACAAAGAGAUCCUACAAUCUGGGACAACCCAGGAGAGUUCAAGCCUGAGAGGUUUCUACUAGAUUCUACAACCUUGGAUUUCAAAGGCAACAAUUUUGAGUUUAUUCCAUUCGGAUCGGGGAGAAGAAUGUGCCCUGGAUUGCCCUUGGCAGAAAGAAUGGUUGCUCAUUUGUUGGCUUCAUUUCUGCAUUCCUUUGAUUGGAAGUUAGCAGAUGGUAAGAAGCUUGAUAUGUCAGAAACUCUUGGAAUUGUGCUACAAAAGACAAACACUUCGGUUGCUAUACCCACUCUUAGAUUGGGUAAUACAACCAGUUUGUAUAUGUAGCCUAAUUUUGUCUACUAUUUGCAUAUGUAAUAAAUUCAUGCAUGAAUUAUUUAAUGGAUAAUAUUUUGUAAACACUCUCAAUUUUCAUAUCGUUUUUUUACUUAUUCUCGAAAGGA